Molecule: messenger RNA, 2589 nt
Organism: Otolemur garnettii (small-eared galago)
Lineage: Eukaryota; Metazoa; Chordata; Mammalia; Primates; Galagidae
Gene: CDH26
Product: cadherin 26
Exons: 18
Coding region: 1-2562 (853 amino acids)
Biological process (GO): homophilic cell-cell adhesion; cell-cell junction assembly; adherens junction organization
Cellular component (GO): plasma membrane; adherens junction; catenin complex
Molecular function (GO): cadherin binding; calcium ion binding
Source: RefSeq, a predicted model, not a curated record
AUGUCCAACUGGUCUGUUGUAGAUAAGAGGACCUACAGUGGUAUUAGCACAGUGCCCAGCAACCGCCGGGGGUGUGGGCAGGCCGUGAAGAUCACACUGCAGUGUUUAAUGAUGGCAAAUUCCAAAGAAGCAAGACGCAGGAAGAAAGGAGAAUGCCAUCAGCCUCUGCGGAGAUCCAAGAGGAGAUGGGUCAUCACCACCUUGGAGCUGGAGGAGGAAGACCCAGGCCCCUUCCCCAAAUUUGUUGGCGAGCUGUUCAAUAAUAUGUCUGAAAAUAUGACAUUAAUGUAUUUAAUCAGUGGACCCGGUGUGGAUGAAUAUCCAGAGAUUGGUUUGUUUUCUAUAGAAGAUCACAAGAAUGGAAAAAUAUACGUUCACCGCUCUGUGGACCGAGAGACUACGCCAUCUUUUCUGGUCUCCUUCAAUGUCGCCGAUCGCUCAACAGGGAAAAUUGUGGACAAAUCCUUGCUUUUCAACAUAAGAAUCCAGGAUGUAAAUGAUCACGCACCCCAGUUUCCUCAGCAGGAAUUUAACAUCAGUGUGAAGGAGAACCAACCUGCAGGUCAACCUAUUUUUCAGAUGUCAACAGUUGAUCUGGAUCAAAAAAAUACUCCAAAUUCUCAAGUGCUUUAUUUCCUGGUUUCUCAAACGCCAUCACCAAAAAAAAGAGUUUUCCGGAUUGAUCGUCUUAGUGGAGAAAUACGGCUCUCGGGAUGUUUAGAUUAUGAGACUGCGCCUCGGUUUACACUGCUGAUCGGAGCCAGGGACUGUGGGGAGCCGUCCUUGUCAUCCACGGCCACGGUCCACAUUGACGUGAGAGAAGGCAACAAGCACCCGCCUGCAUUGACCCAGAAGAGUUAUAACAUUCAGAUCUCUGAAGGUCAAGUCGUCCAGGGCCUGCUGCAUCUCCCGGUUCAGGAUCGUGAUUCACCACUGACAUCAGCUUGGAGAGCACAGUUCAACAUAGCACGUGGCAAUGAAGAGGGAAAUUUUGACAUUCGGACCGACCCUGAGGCCAAUGAAGGGAUUUUAAAUGUUGUCAAGCCUUUGGAUUACGAAACUCACCCAGUGCGAAGCCUGGUCAUCACCGUGGAGAAUGAGGACCCGCUCUUCUCCUGUGAGGGGGGUGAGCUCCGGCAGCCCAGGGUGGCUGUGGCAAGCGCUACUGUGAGUGUGCAGGUGAUGGACGCCAAUGACCCGCCAGCCUUUCACCCUGAGAGCUUCGUGGUCAGCAAAGAAGAAGGGGCCAGGCCUGGAACCCAGCUGGGGACAUUUAAUGCUGUGGAUCCAGACAAAACAGCAAGCCGGAUAAGGUAUAAACUGGUUCAUGACCCAGCACAUUGGGUUGUCGUAGAUGAGAACUCGGGAGCUGUCACCACCACGCAGCCGAUUGACCGAGAGUCCCCUCACGUAAAUGACAGCUUUUACACAGUCAUCGUUCAUGCUGUCGACGAUGGCCUCCCACCACAGACCGGCACAGGGACCCUAAUGCUCUUCCUGUCUGACAUCAAUGACAACGCCCCAACUCUCCGGCCCCGUUCCCGCCACAUGGAGGUGUGUGAGUCUGCAAGGAACAGGUCCCUCCUUGUUGAAGCAGAGGAUCCCGACCUGGAGCCCUACUCUGCCCCGUUCACAUUUGAGUUGGACAACACCUGGGGAAAUGCAGAGGACACAUGGAAAUUGGGGACAAAUUGGGGUCGGUCAGUGGAACUUGCUAUGUUGAGAAGCCUCCCACCUGGGGACUACGCAGUGCCGCUCGUCAUUGGAGACAGACAGGGCGUCUCCCAGAAGCAGACGGUCCAUGUGAGGCUCUGCUCCUGCCUCGGUGGGGUCACCUGUGUGGAGCCCUCAGGUGUAAGAGCAGAGUCCUUCGCCUGGGUCCUGCCCGCUGCCUGUGCAGGGUUCAUGGCUCUGGCAGUGGCCCUGAUGCUUCUGCUGCGAUGCUACUUUGCUUCUGAACCCAAGAGGCCCAGAUUCUCCAUCCCCAGUGACGAAGGCCACCAGACUCUGAUCCUGUAUAACGAGGAGAGCCAGGCCAGCCCAGCCCAGACACAGUCAGACGUCACGGGUGGGAUGCCAGCUCUGCCAAUCCACACGGCCAUGGUGGGAGACAAGCUGGGUGCUAAGGAUCUCAAUGACGUGCCACCAUCAACAGUGGUUUCAUCAGACCGAGCACGCUCCACUCUGGGGACUCCGGGUCGUGGCGUCCUGUUUGAACCAAGAGAAAUGAAAACCAGAUACUCUGCUCUGGUCUGCCCAGGUGGCGUGGUGCCCAGGCGACUCUUGGCCCCAGUGGAAGGAAAGAUAGCAGAGACACUGCGGCAGAAGCUCCAUGAAAUUGACGAGCUAGAGGAGGACAGCAGCCACCUGCCCCAUGUCUACCUGGCAGAGGGAGCGAGUGAAGGGGCCCAGUCAUCGCUCAGCUCUCUGUUCUCGGAACCGGAGCUGCGUCCCGACCUGCUGAAUGGUUUGAGCCCAAAGGCCACUCUUCUGGCACAGCUGUACUCUGAGUGCUCGUCCCCUAGAAAUGCACAUUCUGGAGAAUUAAAGCCAUCCAUGUAGGGGAGUCACUAGCCACUAUUCAGAGCU